Messenger RNA from Pelobates cultripes (western spadefoot toad), 1974 nucleotides. NCBI's taxonomy places the organism in Eukaryota, Metazoa, Chordata, Amphibia, Anura, Pelobatidae. The record is from the annotation of a GenBank genome assembly.
AUGGGUCCCAAAAAACUGUCAGGUGCUCAGAAUCGAAAACGAAGGGCCCUUAUGGAUUUGGAGGACCAGAAGAGUGCUGGAGUAAUCAAAAAAUAUUUUGGAACACCAACACCUAGUGGUUUACAAACCACAGAAGAAAAAGAUGAAGAAAGCUGCAGUAGCCAAAGUGAUGUGCAUCUUAAGCUCAGUGAGCCUUCAACAUCGAAAACAUCUUUGGAAGAGGAUUCUAAUACACCUUCUGGCUCGGUGGCUUUUGAUGAAACAAUAAGCACAUGUGAAAACUCAAGCUUCACAGAUCCCGCUUUGUGGCCAAAAUUGAUUUCUAAGAAUAUUGAUGGUAUUUUAGAUGUUGGUCCUGUACAGGUACAAGAUGUUGAUUUUAAAAAAGAUGCUUAUAAUCGGCACUUUUCUUCAGCUUUCUACAAAAGAAAAUUAGACAGUGGUGAAGAACAAACACGGCGAUGGUUGGUAUACUCCUCAUCUACCAAUAAAGUAUUCUGUUUCUCUUGUAAAUUAUUUGAUAAGAAUCCUAAAACAUCGCUUGCCCUUGGAGGAUCAGAUGACUGGACACAUAUGUCAAAUAUUUUGAAAUCGCAUGAAACCUCCAGUGGUCAUUUUACAGCCCAGCAGAUGUGGACUGAAACACAACUGAGACGGAAAUCAAAACACGCGAUUGACCAAAACUAUCAAAAUCUCAUGAGCCGGGAAAGGCAACACUGGAGAUCUGUGAUGGAGAGGUUGUUAAAUAUUGUCCAGUUUUUAGCAGAGCGUAAUCUGGCCUUCAGAGGCUCUUCAGAUCGACUUUUUACAACCAAUAAUGGAAAUUUUUUAGGUCUCGUGGAACUAUUAGGAAAAUACGACAGUGUGAUGGCAGAACACUUACGCAGGGUGGUAUCAAAAGAAACUGCAGACCACUACUGCGGAAAAACAAUUCAAAAUGAAAUAAUAAAUCUUAUGGCAAAACAGGUAAUUGAGGACAUUUUACAGCGCUGCAGAAAUGCAAAAUAUUUCUCAAUUAUCCUUGAUUGCACUCCAGAUAUUAGCCAUAAGGAGCAGAUGUCUUUUACAAUUCGAUUUUUGGAAGACAUUUCUGGAAAUUUUCAAGUAAAGGAACAUUUCCUUGGUUUCAAUAAAGUAGAGGAUACAACUGGAAAAGGAUUAAGUGAUUUCCUCCUUGAAUUUCUUUCAGGAAAAAAUUUGGACAUUGAUAAUUGUCGUGGACAAGGUUAUGACAAUGGAGCCAAUAUGGCAGGAAAAAACAACGGAGUUCAGUCCAAAAUUUUAAACAUAAACCCAAGAGCAGUAUUUGUACCGUGUGGCUGUCAUUGUCUUAAUCUUGUCAUUGGAGAUGCAGUACGCUCCUGCAAGGAAUCGAUGCUACUAUUUGGGAUCAUUCAGCGCCUUUAUGUUCUAUUCUCAGGAUCCGUAAAGAGAUGGAAAAUUUUGUCUGACCACGUUUCUGGCCUCACUUUAAAGCCUUUGUGCACCACGCGGUGGGAAUGCCGUAUAAAUUGUCUAAAACCGCUAAGACAUAAUCUCGGUGAAAUACAAGAAGCACUAAUUGUUUUGUCUGAUGAAACCCACACUGAACCGAACAUUUGUCAUGAGGCUAACACACUAUCUCAGCAGAUUGUGGAGUUAAAAUUUAUUGUGUCAUUGUGUGUUUGGUAUGAGAUAUUGUACCAAGUUAAUAUUGUGAGCAAAGCUAUGCAGAAUGAAGCUGCUGAUAUCAUUUUAGUCUCAAACCUUAUCCAGAAAUGUCACAAUUUUUUAAUACAUUUCAGAGAGUCUGGAUUUGAAAGCUCCUUCCAGCUUGCAAAGGAACUAGCAGAAAAAGUGAAUGUGGAGCCUGUUUUUAAAAAGCCUUCUCGUAUCCACAGAAAAAAAGCCUUGUUUGAUUACGAAAGCCAAGAUGAACCUUUAACCGAUCCCACGAAGAAAUUUAAGAUUGAUUUUUUUUUAUGUUUUGGUUGA